GCUAUUUGCGACAAGAUCGUUACCAAUAACUCCAACCUCAGAUAAGUACUCAGAUGUACGGUUCCUAGGCGUAUAAGGAGUCACUAGCUAGUAAAGUCUGCCACACUACUUUCCUGACAGGGAUAAAUGUGUGUUUUAUGACCAGAAUUUCGUUUCGCCCUCAGGCAGCAAAUUUGCACAGCCUCAACAUCUCAGCCUCGUCUUACCUCGACAUAAGUACGAUCAUUUUCUCUUCAAAUGCCUUCGUCAAAUCGAGCUCUAUUCUCCUGUCCUGAUGACUCAAAUGCCGGGCUAUCCGUAUUCACCUUUGGAAGGCUCGGAUGGCAUCAGGCUGCUGACGAUCGAGGCCGUCGACCCAGAGGAAGAAUGCGCUGAAAUACGAUGCAAAAUCGAAAAAUUCCGCCUUGAGAGUGCUCCACCGUACCGUGCACUUUCAUAUGCUUGGGGACAUACCAAUUCGAAAGCCAUCAUCUUAGAUGGAUCUCGUGUCAAGAUUCGAGAAAACUUGUGGCACGCGUUGUGGAACCUUCGAGACAGGGGCUUCAGCGUCCCAAACUUGACGACCCGUUAUCACUUCACGAAAGGCGACACCAAAUGGAUAUGGAUCGAUGCCUUGUGCAUUGAUCAGCGAAACACCGCGGAAAGAAAUCAUCAAGUUCGUCUCAUGGGCCAGAUCUACAAAACCGCCGUUGAAGUGGUCGCGUGGCUUGGCUGCUUGAAGGAGAAAUCGAAUAACGGUCGAGAUUUCUACGAUGUAUACGCAUGGAUGAUCGGACUCAACAAGCUAGCUGAGGAGACCCAGCUAGGGGAUGGAGAUUAUUACCUGGCAGGGACUCACCUUCUCCCGGAAUUCAACCCGAUCACAGUUUUACAAUUCUUCGAUCGGCCUUAUUGGCGACGGAUGUGGAUCGUGCAAGAGAUUGGCUUAGCAUCAGAUAUUACCAUUCUAUUUGACGAUCUCUCCGCAAACUGGAAGGGUCUUCAUCGUCUACGAAUGUUACUGAGUUCUCCAAGUUUGGCUCCUGCUCCGGCCUUUACUGCAAGGUUUCAAUUAUUAAGGACCAACGAGAAGGUUCAAGGCAGUCAGGCUUUCAGCUUGGAUCGUCAUCGAACUUCUCAGCAAAGCAACAAGCUCGAGGACUUAAUAGAGACUUGUCAAGAUUCGAUUUGCAGUGACCCAAGAGACAAGGUUUACGCACUUCUAGGACUUGCCGUUGACUGUCAGAACGAUGAAUUGGCGGUGGAUUAUUCCAAAACUUUGUUUCAGAUAUAUGCAGACGUUAUUAACUUCUAUCAUCCAUCUCAUAGUCGCGAGGGCGGACCCAGUCAACAUACUGUUCGGUUCAGUCAAAUGCUUCAACGGUCCUUUGACCGUCCCUCAGAGCUGCGCGAUGGGGCCGACAGGUAUCUACUAGCACCUGACUCCGAGCUCAGCCUGUCUGCAAUAAAUAUAUUUGGCAUUUGCACUAGCAUAAUCUCAGGCCUUGGCCAGGCUUGUAAUUCAGCUACUAUAUUGUUACAGCUGUCGAAACUGCCUCCACAUCAUAUAGAUGCUAGAUCUCGCGAGAAUAUGUCACGAACGAUCGAGGAUAUGAGAAAAGUAAUACCGAUCAGCAGCCAGACUUCGUUUGCUUUGCAAGCCCAAAAUGCGACUCGCUUUUUAGUAUCAAUCAACACUUCAGCCACCCCGUCAUCGAAACAGAUCAAAAAAUCACACAGUACCCAGGAAUCGCAAAACUGUUUGCCCUUUGUGAUGGACAAUGGUCAGACCGGCUACGUUCCGAUGAAUGCUCGCAUUGGGGAUUCGAUAUGCCAAUUCCUUGGAUGUGAUGUUGCAGCUGUCCUUCGUGAAAGACCUGGCGGAUACGACAUUGUUGGAAGGGCUUUAGUCGACAAGUCCGUCGCAGAGUUGCAAGGAAACGCCGAGAGCUGGACCAAGAAAUAUUCGUAUAGCGUGCCAGACUUCGGCUCAACUUUCACCUGGACCCCAGAGCAGGCUAUGUACCUUUAUUUGGAUAUGGCCACAUUGCAACAGCUGACCGCCUAAAUACGAGAUUAGUUAGCAUCUUAGCUGAGAAUCGGAAUUGAACGCGCCCUUUUUUUUUUGAAAUCGUCG
Molecule: messenger RNA, 2116 nt
Organism: Hyaloscypha bicolor E
Lineage: Eukaryota; Fungi; Ascomycota; Leotiomycetes; Helotiales; Hyaloscyphaceae
Exons: 2
Coding region: 275-2047 (590 amino acids)
Source: RefSeq, a predicted model, not a curated record